This is a messenger RNA of Amoebophrya sp. A120, 9437 nucleotides long. The record is from the annotation of a GenBank genome assembly. Lineage: Eukaryota; Dinophyceae; Syndiniales; Amoebophryaceae.
UGGUGCAGCAGCGGGUGGGGGCGCAGCCGCGGGUGCGGCCGGUGGCCCGGCGGGAAUGGUUGCGGCGAAGGUGGGGGCGCAGGUGCAGCGGUUCACGUCAAAGUUGUUGAUGGGCGUGGCGCAGGGCGUGAAGCAGAACGUCCAGGAGAAAUUGACCAAGACCUUGAUGGAGUCGACGAUCAUGAAAAAGAUUCUGACCAAGCUGCACGAGAAGAUCCUGAAGUCCCGGGACUACCAAAAGAACAAACUGCGUUUGCGGAAUUCCAUGAUGCGGAUCUUCCAGUUAUCAAAAUAAAGAAUCCCCCCUCCCCAUACUCAAAGGGAGAUUUGUGUAGCAUGAUUUGUGAUCACAAAUCACGUUGUCAUGCUAGAAGGGAAGAGAUGCGGAUUGUAGUGCUGGCUGGCGUACUAGGAAAGCCUUGCGUCUUCAGCAUGCCAGGAAGCAACUGGAAACGGGAAACAGCAUGACAAAUUGCCUGCAAACCAGGGGGAAACUACUGCGUCUCUUGGCCUUCUAGCAAUACAGUGUACACAAAUACAGGAACACAAAUAUCGUUUUCGAUAUGGGGAGGGGGGAUUUUUCCUCACAAUACCAGUACUACUCCGACAACAUGCGAUCCGAGGAGGUGAUCCGCGAGAAGAUCGGGGAAAUCCGCAAAUGCUACGACGAGGACGACUCCAUGUCGGAUUUCAUCAACUUCGCGAAGAAAAUCCGGGAGAUGCAGGUCCAGCAGACCAUGCAGGCGGGCGCCAACGCCCAGCAGAAGGCGGACGUGAACAUGUUUGGAUCCAACCUCGGCACCAACCGGCAGUCGGUGUUCAACAGCCAAAACAUGGAGCGUUGGGCGCAGCUGGCGCCGCUGCGAAUUUUGUCGAUGAUGCACGAGUGGGACAAGAUGGGCAAGGUCGGCAAGGCGUUUUCGGAGAAACUGCUCGGCUUGCUCGCGCUGGAAAAGAUCAUCACCCAGCACGGGGCGUCGGAACUGUACCACGGGAAGCCUCUGAACGUUUUGGAACAGCCGAACGGGCGGCUCGGGAAGCAGGUCAUUGACACGAAAAUGGACGAGUUGUUGGAGCUGCUGGACAACGAAAUUAUGAACUUUUUGAAAGAAAUGAUGGAGAAAGAGUUCGUGUCCGCGGCGGUGCAGUCGAUUACCAAGCAUUUGGCCCGAGCCACCAUCGAGAAAGCGCUGGACGCCUGGUACCGGUCCGCGACGGAGAAUCUGAAGAACCACUUGCAGCAGGUCUACAAAAACAUGGAGGCGAUGCAAAAAGCCGAAAUCGACCAGGCCGCUGCGGGCGGCGGGGGAGGUGGCGCUUUGCAGACAACCGGGAUGAGCGGCCCGCAAAUCGCCCAUAUGUCGGCCGCCGGCCAGGCGUCGGUCGCCAUGGCGAGGAAGUUGGACAGCGUCGGAAAGCAGUUGGGCCUUAAUACGAAUGGUGGUGACAGUAGCAGUAGUAGCUCUGGUGGAGACCAGGCCGGCCAGGCGAACACCAGUGAGCCGCAGAUCAACAUGCAGCUGGAUGGUAUGGACACGAGCAACGUUUCCGGCCAGGACCAGAUCGGCCAAGCCGCAGGUGGCGCCCACGACCUGCAGCAGCAGGCGGGAGGCGGAGCGGCUCCUGCUCAACAACCCGUAGGACAGCCGGCAACAGGAGCUGCAUCUAGUGGACAAGCGCCGGCAGCGGCAGCCGCCGCUGCGGGAGCUGCGAAUAGCGGUUCGACUUCCGACGACGACGCCCCGCCGCUGAAGCGGACGGAUUCCGACACUGUGUCGACGUACAAGGACGCCGUGCAGGAGGCGGAAAAGGAAGAGCAGAAGAACGAAGAGAAGGUCCGCAACACGCACCCGGAAGACCUGGAUAAGAACACGGAUGUCAAAAUGCCAAACGGCAGCACCGCCAAACUGGGCGCUGCGGAGGCGCACAUGUCCGGCGAGGUGGUCCAGCAGAGCGACAAGGGCGGCUGGGCGUUUCUCCCGGAUAAUGACGCCAACAACUACGCCCAGAAGUACGCGCAGGGCAAGGCCACCGGCGGUCCGCAGCGCGACGGCGCGGUGGCGACCGCGGUGUGCAAGACCAAAGGGAUUCCGUACCGAGAUUUCGCGUACGACCCCCCGUUAUCAAAUGCAAAUAUGUCUGGGUCUGGAAAGUUGCAACUUGUCAUGCUAAAUGGGAAUCAUGCAAAAAUCUGUGUUGCAUGAGUGCCAAAAGCCGUCCACUUUCGACCAAGUUGGGAGGGGAUUUCUCAUGCAGGAUAGGCAUCACAGAGACCUCAUAGAGUCUGUCAUGAUAGGUCCCGCAUUCCAAACCUCAUGGGUCAUGGAAAACCUGCGUGACAAGUUUGCACCCUUCCAGACCCAGACAUAUUUGCAGUUGAUACCCGUACGGGUCAGACCCCAAGCCGCAGUACGACGCGAGCGGAAACUUGAUGCGCGAUGAAGCCGGGAACGUGAUCCCCGCGGCGAGGAGAAGGUACCUGCCGGGCGUCCCCGAGUAUGGCUCGGAGCUUGUCAUGGACGGCGACGCCAACACGGGCUACCCGGACGGCCACGCGAUCAAGGUGAACCAGCGCGGGGAGGACGCACAGGGCAAUCCCAUUUGGGAGCGGGACGACUCGGGCCUGCACUGCGCCACCCCGGGCCAAUGCAACGCCGACAGCUCGUUGCAGUGCGUGAAGCAAAUGAUGGAAAAGGACCCGAAGUUUGCGCAGAACAUGGGCGGAAUCAAGCUCGACAACGCCGGCGAUUUCAACCAAUACGUGGCGAACUCCAUCCGAAAUAACCCGGACUUCAAACAAAGGUACACAAGCCAGUGCGCGACCUGCAACUGCUGCGGGACGAGGUUGUUGGGAGCAACCAAGGCCGAUGCGACUUUAGGAGAGUUGGCCGCCGAGAAUAAGAAUCCGGUUGCGGAAGGAGCUCUAACGGGAGGCUCCAGCGCAUCAGGCACACAGACGCCAACAUUGCAACCAUGUAUGUGACGCAAUGUCCGUCUUCAAGUUGUCGAAUUGGCAUGUAGUGCAUAUUCAGCAUCACCGUACAGGUUCUACACUUUUCCUCUGCAUUGUGAUUUGCAAUUGUGAUUUGCAAUAGUGAUUUGCAAUAGGGCGAAAAUCUGUGGAGCAAAGAUGUCUUUCGGAUAAAAGCAGUGGACUUCGUUGAAGACUGGAUUAUAUUUUGCCAGCAUACUAUCAGCGUCAGAAACAGACGAGAACGAGACCAAGUCAGACGAGGACACUGCAGCAGCCUUAGCAACCGCAGCAACGGGAGGAGCUUCAGGUAUUUUGACUAUUUCGAUAUAGUUGCAAAUUGAAUCAAACUUACUCUUGCAGAAGAAAAGUACACGCGGAAGUGCCGUGCAGCAAUCAAAAUCCAACUCUGUAGCAGAUCAACUGAUCUGAGAUCAACUUUGCUUGCAUUCUUUCUUCGCGUAAAUUUGCUUUCUUUCUUUGCGUGCUGGUUUUAGCCGUUUUUGAAACGUCGGUAAGAUAUCUUGCUUGUGCCCUUCAUUGAUGAGCUCGGUCCGCGUGCUUUCAUCAUUCAAAAGGUGAUGGAAAUUAAGUACCUAUAUCGAAGUCAGUGUUACUUUAGCAUCCACGUGGAGCUGCUGUUGCGGCGCAUUAACGCCUGUUUGCGUUGAAGGAUGUUUUCAACAAAAGCUGACUCUGGGUGCUGCGGUCUUCGCGUGACGGACCUGAUCUGUAAGAAACCCUACCGGGAACUGUCGAAUAUUAUCCGGGUCGUCUGCAAUCCCCGGCUCCGUCACGCAAUGCUGUUUUUGCUGGCAGAGGUGGUACUUGCACCAGGACCUCGGGUAACCUUUGUACAUCUGGAAAGUCGCAAAGCGAAGCACGGGGCAGGAGAUACCGAUGGAAUGGUCUCCGGGCCGAUGAAGUAUGGAAUGGUCUCCGGGCGACCUGCAACUGCUGCGGGACGAGGUUGCUGGGGUCAGCCCCUGGCGGUGCGGGCACGGGAGUGCCGGGCGUAGGGGAUUCUACGAUUGUACCCGAUUUAACUGCCACGGGAGGAGUUGUAACAGGAGAUCCAAGCACUUCAAGCACAGCAGCGACGCAUGUCGAGCCAUGUAUGUGACGCAAUGACCGUCUUCAAGUUGUCGAAUUAUAAUUAUGGCGUGUAGUCGUGCAUAUUCAGCAUCACAGUGUACUAGGUUCUACACUUUUCCUCGUGUGUAUCUUUACAACAAAUUCAAGCAGUUCCACCAGCACGUUUUCAGCUGUAGUGCGAAGCACAACCCGUGCCUCCGACUGCCCCCAGUCGUCAGGCACGAAGGUGGUCAUGCCGUGGAGAGCAAAAAGAAAAAGUCGUGAUGCUGAAUCAAGAAAAAGAAAAUGCCAAACACCAACAUCUUCGUUGACUAAAAUUUUUGCCUUCAUACGACCAGCGACGGCCGUCGGCUCGGCAGAAGAUGGCGAGACGACAGACACCGCAGCAACAUUGGCAGCCACAGCUGGUAUUUAUUUUGAUGAAAUUGGAAGAUCCUCUUUACCUUUACUUAUCAAAGACAAAGCGCAAACACAUUCCUCCAUUUUCCACCAGGAAACAUCAUUAUUAUACCUAGUUGCUACAAUGCCUUUCUAUUUCUAAUUUGUCUUUGUCCCAUCGAAGCCUGAUUUGAGACCAGUCAUAUUUCCUCGGUGAGUCGUCAUUUUUUUCUCGUCCCUCGUCUCGUGGUUCGUCGCGUUUCUUCCUCUUCUAGUGUGUUAGUCGCGUCUCCACGAUAUACAAAAAGUCUCGGUCGCUUCUUUCCUCGUCGUGCGCACUGAAAUCAGUCUAUGAGGAUUGUGAAAAACACUCUGCGAAAUUGUGUUCCACUGCCCGGACUUUUCCGCAACUCGUACCGGCCCGGUAGCGUCGGAGGGUACCUGCAGAAUUCUCUGACCACCCAGACCUGAAACCCGAACAUGCCUGACCGCAUCAGUUUUUUACCUGGUGAGGCCUUCACGUUCCUCUUGCAUCCCACAUCGGAGACGUGACGAAUUCGAAAGAUUUUGCUUUCGGGCGCUGGCAUGAACCAAAUUACACUUGCCGGCCGCGUGUCAACAUUCAAGAUCCGUCGUCCGAAGUACAACAUGUAAGGAGGGGUAAAAGGCGCUUCUGCGAUCCCGACCUACCACUACGGCCUUCAGUGCGGAUGCUGAAAAGUCUGGCUUUUUUCAGGACACACAAUGAUGCAGGGAAAGAGAUCGGUUUUGUAGAUUGAGAAUAGCGUAGUGGUUUCCGCUCCCUGCGGAAAGUUUAUUCAAUCGGACAAAUAAAAGAUCGCUGUUUCCUCGGCAAUGCAUGUUGUGAACGAAGGGCUUGUUUUUCCAAAAGCCGCUGGUUGUUUCGUUUCUGCAGUUACUGACGUAGGUACUGGCGACUGAAUACAAAGCAAUCAAUACUCAAAGAAAUUUAACCUGAGAAAAGCCAGACAAUUCCUGUCCCAAACAUCUCCUCACAGAUGAUCAUGAUGGUGAUCCUGGGGCCGAACUCCGAGACGAAACUGGCCGCGACAAUAGUUUGCGGGAAAACUACGGUCCGACUGAAGAAUCCGAAACGUAUAAUAACUCGAAAUCAAAAGCCCAAACGCGAGCGGAAAAUCUCCCGAUCGAAGCCGAGAAAGCCAGGACGGCACGUGAACAAAAGCAACUAGCGGACAGAGAAAAACUGAAAGACGAAGCGCGCGCCAACGGCAAGCCUUUAUGCAGUGAAAAAGCCAAAUGUGCAGCUGGCGCUAUGUUUUUCUUGCAUCUGUAUUCGAUUGUUCCUGCAGAUCUUAAUCAGACCUACAAUAAGUAGCACAUAUGACAAGUCGGCAUGCACUUUGAUUUUUCAACUCCAUAACGCGAGCCAGAAUGGGACGACAGCUCCGCCAGCAAGGGUUUCGGUUUCGAAGAAAACAAGAACCAACUGGAAAAAUUGUUCAAGGAACAAAAAAUCCAGAAUUACCCCGAAAAUUAUGCAAAGUCAAUGAUGGGUCAAGUGAAGUCCGUCACACGCAACCGCAGGGGAUAUAAUGAUCAUUGCAAUUGAUUGCGUACCUGGAUGUCUGACAAUUUUGUUGGAAGAUGUCACACGUAGCUCGACUUACGCGAACUAGCUACUUAAGCUAUUCCGUGAAAUUUUCUGAAAAUUGCAUAAAUAAAACCACUUGACGCAAAUGAUUUUUUUUCCUUUCAUAAAAGUGCAAAGCCUAAGGGCAACUUCCGGUACGAUCGGGUGCAAGAAGGGACCGCGUCUGAAAGUGCAAAGUGGGUUGAAUCCGAAGAAACAACGGAUCAACGCAGCAUGUUAUCACCACGUGAAAUCAAUACUUCGAUGAGCCGUCCGCGAAAGGUUGCUAGGAUGCAUGAAAUUUGACAGCUAGAGAAACGUAGGUGAAGCUCUUUUCCGUGCCAGAAAACACCGACCUGCUCGCGUCUGUUGAUGACCACUAAAGUUGCGAUGUGAUUAUAUAUCCAUGCAUGUGAGCGCCAUAGUACUGGCACUGCUGAAUAAAGGAUGAGAAGAGUCACAGCACCACGCGACACUGCCAUCGGCAGGAAAAUUCUUUUCUGCAUGCGCGUGGAUGGUCUCGGACCAAGAGCGGGAACAGCGGAUCCAGCACUACGACGCGGAGUUGAACGAUUUGGCGCAGAGGGCCGGCGUGGACCGGGACGAACUCGAGAAAGAAGUUGACAUAUGGUACGAUAUUCACGAAAAGGACGAGAACCUCAAGCCUGGGCCGAAGGAGAGCCAACAAAGGGCGCGCAAUUAUAUCGAAACGCAGCAACAAACCGAAGAGGGUAAAGCGGCUGUAGACAUGGCGACAAAACUGCUGCGGGAGCAGAGGCGCGCCAAGGGCGACUACGUAUCCUGUGGAAAAGCACCAUGCCCGUCCCCGUUCCAGUAUAUUAAUUAGACACAAAAUAGUACAUCGCUUUUAUAUCAGAAAUCAUUUUUGUCGUAAGGCACAAGAACGGUUGAUGUUGUAUUUACUCACGCGUGAAACAAAAGGAUCGCCUUCCAAGCGCCUGAAGAAACCCUCCACCGCCCUGAGCACCUUCGUUCCUUUGUGCCGCUUUGAAGUAUCAUUUGUGAUGCAGGUUAUCUACUUUGUGAUCAUGGGGCGGGUAUCUCUUAGCACAGCAUAGUAUUUCGGAAGUCUUCGCGGAAACGAUAAACUGGACUACACCGCCCCGGCAUAUGAUGGCUGCGUCUUCAACCCUACCAAAAUCCCUGUGCAAGGCGUUCGCGUUUCUCAAAACACCGCGGCGUUCGUAUUUAGUGACCAAGUGAACACGGCUAACUUGUGUGAAAACUUCCUGCCAUAUAUAGGACAAGGGCUUUAUAAUUGAGCAUGUCUUUAUCUUUUGCAAGUCCACAGCGGGUGUUGAUUUGCCAUAAGAAACCUGAGGCCGUCACCGUAUACUUACGUGGACACGUGGCUCAUGGUCUUGCGAGCCCGCGCAUCCUCCCAAACAUUUCGCAGUCCUGAAAAAUACGCACUCACAAAUAUUAUUUAUUCGAAGCCCCCUGUCGUGAGGAGACAUGUCGAUAUAUGAGAGGCGCCUGCGCGCCCCAGGUCAGCGUCAGCCACGCAACGGAUGUCGGACAUGAGCCGGGGAAGUUUUCUAAAAGAAUAGCGGUCCAAAGCAGUGCCGUGGAGUUUGCGGCGGACGAUAAUAAAGUCAAUGAGCUAAUGCACAUCGACACGAUCCCACACGUGCAAUACACACCGACGACCUCGGGUGGAGCCCCGCUCGCUUCGACGUUGACAACAGAAGACGGAACCCAGGUUGCGAAUCCGACUUGGAACGCCUACGGCUUGACCGACGCGGACAGCGAUCCAGCUAAUGCGCCGUCGUUGUUCGAGCGAGGCGUUUUACAAACUUCUGGAGCACAGCCGGCGAACAUCAACAUGGGAAAUUAUCCCGAGGAUCAUUAUUUCCACUCACUUCCCGCCCUGGUUGAAAUGGAUAACUGUGUCAUGGGAGGCGCGCCAGCUAUUAAGUAUGCAAGGAAGUGUUCUGGGCAUGUAGUUGGAAGAUAUAGAUUCACUUUCGUAAGUCAGUGCGAACGCAUGUGUACUAGAGGUCGUUGAUAUUUACAAGCCCACGCAAGCACGCAUACCAGAAAACAAAAGCCGAACAAAAUUUGCAUAGCAAAUGCAGCAGUGCGGGAGGUGGGUGCCAGGCUUUCCUGUCAUACGCACCAGCAAACGGUAUUUUCACCGAUGACUUCAAAGUCAGGCAAGAAGAAGCUGAGAAAUUACGCACAGCACGCUACCCAAGCAGGCCUCCCCGACAGGAACGAGGGCCGAAUGAUCACGCUAGACAACCGCCGUAUGGCCGCCUUGCAAACCGGCGAAAUCGGCAAGGUCCGGAGCAACAUAUUGAAUGUGAACCACCUGUGGGGCCACCGUCGCCAGCCCACAGAUGCUAACCCGAUUACCCCAGCGGAGAGGGCGCGCAAUCGGCAAACGCAGGCUAUGGGAAUCAUCUGGGAUAGUAUGAAUCAAUGGAAUAAAUUUUCCAAUCCUAGCGGCGGAAGGGAAACCCUAAUCACAGGCGUACCGGAAACGUACACGCCCCAUAAUAGGUACCCCCUGCAACAACGCCAGAACAAGGGCACGACGGAGACGUUUGUAGAAUUUGGAAAGAAGCGCAACACGUGAGUAGACCGCAAUGCAAGUAUUUGUCCGUAAUUGACAGUUACAAGCAGUUCGCUUUCUAGGAACGAGGCUGUUUCAUGUCGCGAAAAUGAUGCAGUACCAGAACCAGAAGAGCGAAAACCUUACGCUUCAGUGCCGCGUACUGAUGAACCCACACACUCCUGCUCCGAUCUCCUCGUGGAGAGCACUGACUGAGUGUUUACUUUUUCAUUUGCCACAGCUACUUUUUAGGAUGGCGGAAAAUGGCGUCGAACUUCUGUAUCGACAAGCAUUUUUUGUUGUUCUUUGGCCGCAUCGCUGAACAAGCGAAGCGCGGGACUCACAGCGCAAAGCCCGACCCAAAGUAGACUUUUUUCUACUUUUCCCGCCUGCGGUCGCUCCAGCAAAUUAACGUUACUCCGACAGAACAAAGUUUGCUCUGCGGAACCUGUUCUUUGCUGACGUUCAAGAAUAUUUGACUGCGUUAUUUCAUCGAACAUCUAAUGACCUAAUUUCAAUCUGUGUUUUUCUAUGUACGACAGAAAACUAUCAAUAUCAAAUUGUUUAUGUACAACGGCACAACUCACAGAAACAUCUUCUACCUGUGACGGCACGUAGGAAGAUAAGCGUUUCCAUUUCAAGACAAAAUCUCAUAUCGUAAUGUGUACCUCUGUCCCGUGUGGAUGUCCACCGGACGCAAAUUUUGGCUGUUUUUAUCAAGCACAGAGAUUGAGAUGAAAGACGUGACAAUAACACAGCGAUGGGCUGCAAUGAACUAAGUUAUUGAAGCGGACAAGUGUUAU